Messenger RNA from Chanos chanos (milkfish), 2114 nucleotides. It is a transcript of the gene trip10b, whose product is annotated as thyroid hormone receptor interactor 10b. The transcript is spliced from 15 exons. The record is from RefSeq and is a predicted model, not a curated record. The coding region runs from base 163 to 1863 and encodes 566 amino acids. Lineage: Eukaryota; Metazoa; Chordata; Actinopteri; Gonorynchiformes; Chanidae. Gene Ontology annotation, biological process: signal transduction. Gene Ontology annotation, molecular function: protein binding.
UUGAGGGGAAAUUGACCUAAAGGAAUGAACCAAACGCCCUAACCACCGAGAACAGUCAUUUUCAAUCGCAACUUAUCUUCAGACUAUACAAUUUGAUUUUUGUCGUCGUGAAAGUUUCUUUUUUGCUUUUUGGAAACGAUUCUUACACUCGAACUGGAGGGUAUGGAUUGGGGCACGGAUCUUUGGGAUCAGCAUGAGGCCAUUGAGAAGCAUACCCAGAAUGGGCUGGACCUGGUGGAGCGCUAUGUGAAGUUUGUCAAAGAGAGAACAGAGAUUGAACAGAACUAUGCCAAACAACUCAGGAGUCUCAGUAAAAAAUAUGCCAGACGAGGCAAAGAUGACCAGGAGUCUAAGUUCAGCAGUUACCAGGCGUUUCAGGACGUUCUGAGUGAGCUCAGUGACUAUGCCGGGCAGAGAGAGCUGGUCGCUGAAAAUAUGACUCUUAAUAUCUGUGUGGAGCUGACAAAGUAUCUACACGACCUGAAACAGGAACGCAAAACUUAUCUUGGUGACAUUAAGAAGGCCCAGCAGAAUCUGGAGCUGAGUCUGAAGCAGCUGGAGAAUAGUAAGAAGCGCUUUGAGAAGGAAUGGAAGGAGGCAGAGAAGGCCAAUCAGCAAUCAGAGAAAGUUGAACAGGACACCAAUUCUACCAAAGCAGACGUAGACAAGGCGAAACAGCAGGCGUUUGCUCGCAUGCAUACAGCAGAUGAAUGUAAGAAUGACUAUGCCUCUCAGCUGCAGAAAUAUAACAGAGAACAGAACCAGUUCUAUUAUGCAGACAUACCCACUAUAUUCAAUAAACUGCAGCAGCUGGAUGAGAGGCGGAUCAGGAAGUUGGCUGAGGGCUACGUCCUAUUCGCAGAGACAGAGAAGAAAGUCAUGCCAAUCAUCGGAAAAUGCCUGGACGGCAUCUGCGCUGCAGGGAGUAACACCAGUGAAAAACAGGACUCCUUGGCAGUUAUUGAAAUGUAUAAGACCGGAAUAGAGCGUCCUGCUGAUAUUGAGUUUGAGGACUACAGUCAAGGAGCCAAACCCACAGCAUCAGAAAACACACACACCCUACCAAAAGUCCGCAUCAAAAAUAUCUUCAAGGGAAGACACAAGCCCCCCCCUUCCUCAAGCAUUCUACCUGACCACGCCCACGCCAUUAUUAACAGUCACACCCACUCCAAGUUUAGCCACAUCCCAAUUUCAUACUGUCUUAGGUCGCUCCGUCGACCAUUGAAAUACAAGAAUGUCUCUAUGGCAACCUCUCGUCCAAUGGUAAGUCAAAAAGAUCAUCGCUCAGUGGUCUCAGAGGAUUAUUCCCACUUGCCCCCAGAGCAGAGGAAGAAGCACUUACAGCAGAAGAUUGACGACGUCAGUAAAGAGCUACAGAAAGAGAUGGACCAGAGUGAGGCCCUCAGUAAGAUGAGAGGGGUGUAUGAGCAGAAUCCACAGUUGGGAGACGCGGCCAGUCUGGAGCCACAGAUCACCCAGACCUCUCAGAACAUAGGGAAACUGAAAGGAGAACUGGCCAAAUAUGAGACAUGGCUGAAUGAAGCGAGUGGUCUCACCACAGUCUUUAAUGAUCAAGAGACCAGUGCAGGGUAUAUUUCAGUGUUGAGUGGCCCUGUAACUGCUCAGCCAUUGGAUGAUGUGUAUGAGGACGGUUUUGGGGAGUUUGAUGAGGAUGUGGAUGAGCCCGUUGGCCAGUGCACCGCGCUCUACAACUUUGAUGGCUCCAGCGAGGGUACGGUGUCUGUCCAGGAGGGGGAGCAGCUGAGUGUGAUGGAGGAGGAUCAGGGCGACGGUUGGAUGAGGGUCAGGAAGUCAAACGGUGACGAGGGUUAUGUACCCUCUUCCUACAUCAAAAUCUCCUGAUUCAGCCGAACGCCAACACUCUGACAGCAAACGAAGACCUUUCUCAUGACACCGGAGUCGCUUUUUCCAGCAUCACAUGGAGACAGUCAUGUUGAGAAUCAUUCCAAGGAUGCUGUGGGAAUGUCUUUGUACAGAGAUGGGAAAUAUUUCAGCACAUAAUGAUCUGUGUAUGUUUUAAAAUCCUGGGAACCUUUAGAAAAACUGGUUUGUGUUCCCAGAAUAUUCAUCUGUGUCCUGACUGACAAUCCAGU